Messenger RNA from Staurois parvus, 327 nucleotides. NCBI's taxonomy places the organism in Eukaryota, Metazoa, Chordata, Amphibia, Anura, Ranidae. The record is from the annotation of a GenBank genome assembly.
CAAUGUAAGGACAUUCUUCCCACUGACCAUCAAUGUAAGGGGCAUUCUUUCCCACUGACCAUCAAUGUAAGGGACAUUCUUCCCACUGACCAUCAAUGUAAGGGGACAUUCUUCCCACUGACCAUCAAUGUAAGGGGCAUUCUUCCCACUGACCAUCAAUGUAAGGGGCAUUCUUCCCACUGACCAUCAAUGUAAGGGACAUUCUUCCCACUGACCAUCAAUGUAAGGGAAAUUCUUUCCACUGACCAUCAAUGUAAGGGACAUUCUUCCCACUGACCCACCAAUGUAAGGGGCAUUCUUCCCACUGACCAUCAAUGUAAGGGACAU